GGUAGUAGAUGUACUUUUUAGUAUCUUCCGAAGCGAAAGGAUUGUAGAAGCCAUUAAAGGAGACAUUAACACAUCAGUAGAGAUGGAGAGUAAACAGAUUACAGAAAGUGCGUUUCCUGUUAAUGCCCCAUUGUCCAAGGUGUUUUUGUUGAAGUGCUGUUCGUUGUGAUGGCCUCCAUCUUACUCGCCGUAAUUCUUGCGCUAUCUUUGGUGUCAUGCGUCCAUUCAACAGCGCCAAAAUACGAUUAUUGUGUAGUUGGUGCUGGUCCGGGAGGUUUGCAAAUCGCGUAUUAUCUGGAAAGAGCGAAUCGCAAUUACAUCGUGUUUGAACGUGGGCCAUCAGCAGGUACGUUUUACAGGAAGUAUCCGCGACAUCGAAAGCUGAUUUCUAUCAAUAAGAGAUUCACAGGGCAAACUAAUAAAGAGUUUAAUCUCAGACACGACUGGAACUCUCUCAUUAGCGACGAUGAAAGUCUACGAAUGACGCUUUACUCGAAAGAAUUCUUCCCCGAAGCAGAUAUUUUGGUUCAAUAUCUGGAAGAUUUCGCAACAAAACUUAACCUGAGCGUCUCCUACAAUACAAACAUUGUGAACGUGUCUAAAGAUGUCUUUAAUGACAUAUUCAUUGUCAAAGAUCAGAAUUCCAACACCUAUAUUUGCUCCGAUUUGAUUAUGAGCACUGGAAUGUCGACAGAAAUUAUACCUACGUUCAAAGGUUCAGAAUUUGCUGAGUCAUACGGAGCGAUGGACAUAGAUCCAGACAACUACGAAGGUCAAAGCGUACUUAUUCUUGGUCGUGGCAAUUCCGCGUUUGAAACUGCUGAUAACAUUAUGCGAUCGACCAAUUUGAUUCAUAUGAUAGGAAGAUCACGUGUUCGCUUGGCCUGGGCUACACAUUAUGUUGGUGAUUUACGAGCGGUUAACAAUGGCUUGCUUGAUACUUAUCAACUGAAAUCAUUGGAUGGAUUAAUAGAGGCAUCCAUAAACGAAGACCUUGCUCUUGUCAAACACGAUGGCAAGUACUACGUUGAUGUGCAUGGUGGAAGUGGCAAAGUCAUAAACACAACAGGAGUAGGAGCUGAUAACUUUGCUAUUCGUGAUCCGUACGAUCGAAUACUGUCAUGUCUUGGUUUCAAAUUUGAUUUCUCGAUAUUUGAUGACAGUGCACAACCUGGUGCUUGUGGAGGCAAGAAGAAAAAGUUCCCUUCAAUUCAAGGAAACUUUGAAAGUACAAGGGUACCAAGAAUGUGGUUUGCUGGUGUCGCCUCACAUUCGUUGGAUUGGCGGAAAUCCGCCGGUGGAUUUAUUCAUGGUUAUCGAUAUACUGGGCGAGCUCUGCAUCGCAUACUGGAGUGGAAAAAUCACGGUGUAAAAUGGCGCCAUCACAUUCUAAAAGUUCCCGAUAUUCUCAAUAUGAUUGUAAAGAGAAUCAACGAAGCAUCGGCGACUUAUCAAAUGUUUGGCGUUCUUGUUGAUAUGAUCAUUUAUCAGCAAGAUGGAAAUGCUAUCUAUGUUGAAGAGUUUCCUCUGCAAUUGAUUCCACAAAUAGAACAAUACACUGGUUUGCCUGAAGGACCAAUCAUAGUCAUCAAUCUGGAGUAUGGAAAAAAAUUCUCUGGCGCAGGGAAAGAUCCGUUUCACGAGGAGCGUGCUACAGGCGAUCCAGCCGAUGCGCACAAUUCAAAUUUUCUACAUCCAGUUAUAUAUUUCUACCACACUCCUCCUUCCAAAUUGCCUGGGAACACGAAACUACCAAAACCUGAUCGUAUACACCAUAUUGUUGAAGAUUUUCUUACAAACUGGAUGGCUCCCAAUUCUCAUAUCGUUCCUUUGAGACGGUUCCUGGAAACCGUGAGCCGUGCAGAUUUAAAAUUUUUUGCACAAAGCUGCUUUAAACUCGCGAUGACCCACACAACGUUGCUUACUUGUAAAGAGCAAUAUCUUAAAGGAUCAACUAUUCCUGGUGUUGACGACUUAAUAACAAUUGCUCGGUCUAAAGAAGUGCUAAUUUAAACAAAAUGAAGAUGUCCACGUUUCUAUUUAUUUCAAUUCAAAUACCGUUCAUGAUCUUGGAGUCUAUGUGUUUGCGCACUAGAUUUAUUAAUUGAAAUGAACAAUUUGUUUAGUUGUACAAAAAUUCGCUUUUUUUCUAGUCGUGCAGUAGAUGCCAUUAAAGUUUGUAAAUAAGCUUAUUUCUUGCGCUCUUUUGCUUCAAAAGGACUAUUCAAAAUCUA
Messenger RNA from Xenia sp. Carnegie-2017, 2234 nucleotides. Its product is annotated as FAD-dependent oxidoreductase domain-containing protein 2-like. The record is from RefSeq and is a predicted model, not a curated record. Lineage: Eukaryota; Metazoa; Cnidaria; Anthozoa; Malacalcyonacea; Xeniidae. Gene Ontology annotation, molecular function: flavin adenine dinucleotide binding; monooxygenase activity.